AUGGCACCUCAAAUGGAAUACGUCUCAAAAACCCAACACUACUUGAAAGUUAAGAAACCAAUGUUGGAGCGUCAACGUCGUGCACGCAUGAACAAGUGUUUGGAUCAACUCAAAGAAUUGGUGGCUGAAUUUCAAGGCAACGAUGCCAUCUUACGCAUGGAUAAAGCUGAGAUGCUAGAAUGUGCUUUGACUUUUAUCAAAAAAGAAGUUAAGAAACCAAAAGUUCCCGCCGUCAUACCUAUGGAUUCAUUCCGUCAUGGCUACAUGAAUGCCGUCAACGAGGUAUCACGUGUUAUGGCCGCCACUCCCGGCAUGAAUGUUCAUGUUGGCAAAUCUGUUAUGGUACAUUUGGGCGGUGAAUACAAUCGUUUGCUGAAAUUGCAAACAUCCGCUGAACAAGAUCAACAACAACAAAUCGCCAGCUCUGCUCCCAUGAGUCCUGCUUCUUCCGGUUAUCACAGUGAUGAAUGCGAUGAAGAUAGUUCCAUGUCUUCACCCGCUGUUGCUGCUCCUGUAUGGCGUCCUUGGUAGUUUAUUUUAUACUGCUAUAGAAUUAACAAAAAUGCCUCAGCUUUAAUUGAAAUCAACUCAACUGCGAUAUAUUUCUAACUGUGAUAACCAAUUUAGUUUUAAGUUUAACAAACAAAAAAGAACUGAUAGUUUUUAAACAAAAGCUUUAAUAAUUUUUAAGAAAAAAAAAACACAAACAAAAAUAUACAAAUAUAAUUUAAAAAACAAAAA
This is a messenger RNA of Calliphora vicina (urban bluebottle blowfly), 741 nucleotides long. Its product is annotated as enhancer of split m5 protein-like. The record is from RefSeq and is a predicted model, not a curated record. Gene Ontology annotation, cellular component: nucleus. Bases 1 to 531 code for a protein of 176 amino acids. Gene Ontology annotation, biological process: regulation of neurogenesis; regulation of transcription by RNA polymerase II; anterior/posterior pattern specification. The transcript has a single exon. Gene Ontology annotation, molecular function: protein dimerization activity; DNA-binding transcription factor activity, RNA polymerase II-specific; RNA polymerase II cis-regulatory region sequence-specific DNA binding. Lineage: Eukaryota; Metazoa; Arthropoda; Insecta; Diptera; Calliphoridae.